AUGGCAGGCAGUUGUGAGGGCAGAAGCCGUGUGGUACGAGGAAUGUACUGCUCUGCGACUUGCUACUUGCUGCUACUAAACGGCUUGACCGCCCAGCGGACGGCAGAAGUCAGGUACCCCGUGAUGGAGGUACCCUGGUGUGCGGGGAGGGGUGUGAUUAGCGCAAACGGCAGAAGCGAGCAGGGAGUGGCAAACAGGGCGAACGAGUACGGGGCGGGGUGGGUGAGCGCCUCACAUGGCACGCUCAAGAUUUUCCAUGCUGUUGGCGGGCGAGUGGCUGAGUCAGCGGUAUUGUACCGAAUCUGUAUCGCGGGCGGUAAAGUAAUGUUUUUGGGCCGGGCGGGGGCGCAGGUGACGACGAGCUGCGAGCCCCAUGGUGCAACGGAUCCGCGAGCAACACAAUCGACCCAGGACCAAGACCCACGACGGGAGGCAGACGGUGCAACCAGGCGGCUACGUCAGCACCGCACAUGUCACGGCAGACGGCUGGUUGGCCGCGGCCGCCACAGCGUCGACGAUUCAUCGCCCGCCGCGAGCGCUGGGCGUGGCCGUGGCCGUGGCCGUGGCCGUGGCAUGAGGCAUGAGGCGCGAGGCAUGAGAUGCGACAUGAGACAGACGGUAGACAUGACGAGUCAGGGCGACAUGUUCUGGAAGUCCCACAAGGGGAGCGCAACCUGGCCAGCCCGCACGUCCGCCGUGCAUGCGAGCGAGACAUCAUGUGCCUCCCCACGCCCAGCCGCAGACCCAUUCACAUCACAAGAGCCACGCGCGCGGCGGCGGUACACGGGGGGGUGCACGCCGUGGGCACACCUGGCCCAGGUGGCGUUGGGGGCCCUGGAUGCGUUGUUCUUCUCUCCAGGGCAGGGCAGGGCAGGCAAGGCGACGACGAGAGGAGGCGGACAAGAUGGAGGCUCUCUGUUGCUGCUGCACUACACCACCUCGUAG
This is a messenger RNA of Bipolaris zeicola 26-R-13, 945 nucleotides long. RefSeq lists its product as uncharacterized. The transcript has 2 exons. Bases 1 to 945 code for a protein of 314 amino acids. NCBI's taxonomy places the organism in Eukaryota, Fungi, Ascomycota, Dothideomycetes, Pleosporales, Pleosporaceae. The record is from RefSeq and is a predicted model, not a curated record.